AUGAACGGAUCGAAGAUUGUAGUUGACAUUGACAGAUCCGAAAUAGCGCAUGGCAAUUUUGUCACAAAACGCCAUGCGAAACGUCCGUCAGGAGCAAACAUGAAGAAGAUGAUGUGGAAUGGCACACUCGCAGUGUCCGCUGAUUCUUACGCCCGCGCGAAUCCGUCGACCCACUCGCAUCGGGCCGGAAUAGGAGAGAACCUGUACUGGCACUGGGCGACGAGGCCAGGGAAUUUGAACAGAUUCGGACAGAUGGCCGCGGAAUCGUGGAUAAACGAGUUCAAAAGCAUGGAUUGGGACACGACUAUUCUCACGAAUCAGCUGUUCGGAAGUGGAGUCGGACAUGCCACUCAGGUACUUAUUUUCAGUUCAUUUAGAGAUUCACCGUCAACUUCAGAUGGUUUGGGCCGAUACAGAUCAGGUGGGAUGCGCCUACGCGACAUUCAAUGAAGUACACAAGAAGACGGGACGGCCCAUCACGAAGAUUUGCGUAGUUUGCCACUAUUGGCCAAAGUGAGUUCAUUUUCUUAAAGUUUCUGAGUGACUCUAUUCAGAGGUAACUUCCUGAACGAGAAAAUCUACUUGGAAGGAGUCCCUUGCUCGAAAUGCGACAGUAAGAAGUGUGAUAAAUCUGCCGGUCUUUGUCUUUGA
Messenger RNA from Caenorhabditis sp. 36 PRJEB53466, 651 nucleotides. The record is from the annotation of a GenBank genome assembly. Lineage: Eukaryota; Metazoa; Nematoda; Chromadorea; Rhabditida; Rhabditidae.